CAAUUUGCAAAGAAAAAGACACUAGAGAGAUCCACCCGAGAAGGCAUAUUCUCAAACUUGCACAACAUGUAAAAAACACAUUAAAAGGUUCAAAAGACAACUUUGAAAACCUAUAUUUCCACAAAAACUCUUAUCCGAACUCGAAAGAUAGAUUGAUCAUAUCAUAUAAUCUUUAUGGUGACAGAAGCUAUGAAAGCCAAGGCAGAGGUGUAUCAUGGAGACAAGACAUGCAGAGAGAAGUUCGGUUCGCUUUUAUCCGGAAUCGGUUUACCUAACCGGCUUCUUAGUAACAAGGAGAUCGAAGAAUGUGGUUACGUGAAGGACACAGGUUUCGUGUGGCUAAAGCACAAGAAGAAGAAAGAAGAAGAUCAGAAAAGGAGGUAUCAAGACUUGUUUAGAUUCGAUAACGUUGUGGUAUGUUUUGAAGAUGAAGUCACUGCGUACUUCGAACCUAACAAGAUCAAGAAACUCACUGGGGUUAAGGCUAAGGAGUUCGUGGUCUGGAUCUCGCUCGAUGAGAUUCAUGUGAACCGGUCCACUAGUUUGAUUACAUUUAAGACACAGGUCGGUUUAUUGUCUAAAUCAUUGCCCUUGUCCGUGUUUGAAGACGUUCAUGAUGAUGUCAAGGAGAAGCCAAAAAAGGUUCAACAAAAAUUCAACAACACCAAAAUGUAUUUGUACUAGCUAAAACAAAAACAUAAGAAAUCAACUGUUUAUUCAUUCUCUAAACAUAUAUAUUAAAUUGAUUUCGUCUA
This is a messenger RNA of Camelina sativa (false flax), 755 nucleotides long. The record is from RefSeq and is a predicted model, not a curated record. Lineage: Eukaryota; Viridiplantae; Streptophyta; Magnoliopsida; Brassicales; Brassicaceae.